GGGCUACGGCGUAAUUGGGGAAGAGAAGUAGGUAAUCGCCACCCUCUCUGACUUACCUUCACUUGUCGUCUUCUUUGCACUUCUCUAGAACCAUGAAGUAGACAUUCCUAAAACGCAACGUCAAAAUAGACCCUCGUUCUUAAAUUUAGAUCCAUACUCUCCUGUAACGGAAAGGUAAGAUUUUUUGAGAUUCCUGAGAUCAGUAUUUCAAAAAGAUUUGAAUUUGCUUCCGAUCAUCCAUUUCUUCGUGGAAGCAAAUUGCCAAUCGGAAUUGUUUUUAUUUGGCCAGUAAUGGAGAAUUCAGGUGAUUCUGUAAAUAGAGAGGACGUCAAUGGAGGAGAGACAAGAAAUGACGCUGCAGCUUCUUCUGCUAGUUGUUGUUCUUCAGCAUUAACAUCUGGGUAUCGAUUGUUUGGUCGGCAAGUCUCACUUCAUCAAUUUAUGGGAGGUGGCAAAGCUGCCGAUGUACUUUUAUGGAAGCGGCGGCAUGUUUCUUUUGGUGUCAUUGUUGUUGCAACAGUUGCAUGGUUUAUAUUUGAACGGUCUGGAUUACCAUUCUUAACAAUUUGUUCGGACGUUUUGCUGGUCGUGACAGUAUUACUAUUCUUUCAUGCCAACUUUGCUGUUAUCAGAAAUAAACAACCCCAAUCGUUACCAGAGCUAGUUUUGUCGGAGGAAAUGGUUCAUAAUGCUGCAGCUUCUUUUCGUGUUAAAAUCAACAAUAUGCUUCUUAUGGCUCAUGACAUCACUAUUGGAAAAGAUUUUAGACUCUUUUUCAAGGUGGUGGUUUGUCUAUGGCUUCUGUCUGCCAUUGGUAGCUACCUAUCUUUCUUCACAUUGGCCUACAUAGGAACCAUCUUAUCCAUUACAAUUCCUGCUUUGUAUAGCAAAUAUGAAGAGCGUGUGGAUAGAUAUUGCGGGAUGAUCCACAGAAAAUUAUCGCAUCACUAUAAGAUAGUGGAUGAGAGUGUUAUUAGUAGAAUCCCACAGAGUUUAUCCAAGGACAAAGAUGCAUAAGCCUGCAAUGCGUACAGGUUAUGGUCGAGUUUGCGGUUCAAAAGUUCUAAAAGCUACUACAAAGUCUGCAGAGUUUCAAGUUCUUGGGGCAAUGUCGGUUUCUUCUGGGCUACUUACAGUGUUGGGUUCUUCACUGAACAAGAGUAGCUGCUGCCCCUUGUACCCUUGUUAUGAUAAACAGAACAAAGUGUUUCAUAAGCUUCUACGAGCAAGUGAACUUUUGAAAUUUGGCUUAAGAUCUCAUGAUCAUUAAAUUUUUAGAGCUAGUUUGCUUUCCAUUUCAUGUGGGACUUGCUUUGGGAAAGAUGAAAUUAGGAUGGAUUGUAAAUUUAGGAUAGGAUCAGUUUGUACAUUGAUCUUCUUAGAUUGAAAGAACAGGAGGUAAUGGAUUAUGAACAACAAUAUUUAAUGAUGUGUAUGUUAAAAGCUAGUAAGAUUGAAAGACCUGAUUAUAGUUC
This is a messenger RNA of Jatropha curcas, 1475 nucleotides long. Its product is annotated as Reticulon family protein. The record is from RefSeq and is a predicted model, not a curated record. Lineage: Eukaryota; Viridiplantae; Streptophyta; Magnoliopsida; Malpighiales; Euphorbiaceae. Gene Ontology annotation, biological process: response to bacterium.